AUGGGUCCUUUCAAAAAUCCCUUGUCGUUGAUACCUUCUUUUCGUCUUCCAGGAUCCGGAUCCAAAGUCGUGUACGAGGAAUUACCUUCUCAUGAUAUGAGCCAUGCCAGUUCUCCUCUUGACGAGUCGCCUAUAAUGCUAGAUUCCCGGCGCAAAGGGACAUCUACACCCCGUCGCCGAUUAGGGUUAUUCCGCACAUCACCCAAGAGACUGGUUAUCGCCACAUUGGCAUUUUUUGUCACGCUCGUUUUAAUCGCUGGUGGAAGUUUACGAGCGAACCGCUACUAUGCCGAGAAGGAUAAAACUGAAGAGAGGAUCCCUUAUCAUUGGGAAGCGUAUGACCGGUUGAAUGGUUUUUAUAACGGCGUCCGCACCCUUGUGAAUUAUACAGACUGGGUCCCGGAACAGCAAGCCGCGCCAAAAACAAAGAUCAAGGUCAAUAAGGCUCCUCCUUUCGAUCCCGUUGUUGUCAACCCUUAUCCUUUUGAGUCGGAGGAGUAUCUGAAACUUCACCAAUCCCCCAAGAGAUGUUAUUUGGAUGAGAAUGAGGAGCAUGGUGCGCCCGAUGUUUUCGCCUAUCCUGGAAUUCCUGCCGGCAUGGCAGCCCCGUACUGGGGAUCGUACGAGAGCAUUAAAACUGCGCCGGAUAGAUGUUGGGAGCGGUUUGGUCGUUUUGGGCCAUACGGUUAUAGUUACAACCCCGCUGAGGGAGGACUUGGACUCUCGAACAACUCAGCGCAUGUAGGAGCCGAGAAAGUCCAGGAGAUGUUCACCAAAAUCGACUACCGCGGUGUUAACUGGGGCAAAGCGCAGAAGAGAUGUUUUAAAAAGAACCAGGAACGAUUUGACCCCAGUUUAGUAAGCGCCGACGGAGCUUUGUUGCAACAAAAGGUCAAGAGAUCCGCCUAUGUAUUGCGCACCUGGACGGGAUACCAAUACACCGACAUCCAACUUUUGUCGCUGCGAGCCAUGAUUACCGAAUUAUCUUUGAAAUCUGGUGGGGAGUAUGACGUACACCUCCUGGUCCACGUCAAGGACGAUUCGAUACCAAUUUGGGCAUCAGAGGAUAUUUAUAAUCAGACACUCAGAGCCAAUGUACCCGAGGAGUUCUGGGAUAUUACGACAUUAUGGUCGGAACAGUUGAUGCGAACCUACUACCCUGGCCCAUUCCGCGAGGAAGACAACGUCGAAAACCAUUCAAAGGGCGAUAUUCAUGGUGUAUAUCGAAGUGCACACUUCGCCUUGCAAUGGUUUGCUCAGCAGCACCAGGAAUAUGAUUUCUUUUGGAAUUGGGAGAUGGAUUUGAGAUAUACUGGUCACUACUAUGAAUUCCACAAUGGUAUUUCGAACUGGGCAGCUGAGCAGCCACGAAAGCUCCUAUGGGAGAGAAGUUCGCGAUUUUGGAUACCCGGCGCUCAUGGUCCCUGGUCGAAGUUCUCCCAGCUCGUCGAGCAAGAGACGGCAGAAAGAAAAGAGCAACCAGUUUGGGGACCCGUGGAAUUUCCAACUGGUGGUUACGGAAAGAUACCGUCUCCCGAAAAGAAUACGCCGCCGACGAAAUUCGAGGAUGACGAUUAUAAAUGGGGGGUUGGUGAGGAUGCAGAUUUAAUCGUGUUCGAUCCCUUAUUUGACCCGGCAAAGACAAAUUGGGUAUUUCGCAAUGAUGUAUCGGGAUAUAAUACGUCAGUUGAAACUCCGCCUCGACGAGUAGCAAUCAUCACUGUUGCGCGACUGUCGAGAGAAUUGCUCAACACUAUGCACGAGGAAACGUAUCGCCUGCACCAUACCAUGUUCCCGGAGAUGUGGCCGCCAACCGUUGCGCUACACCACGGAUACAAAGCUGUCUACGCCCCGCAUCCGGUCUAUUUCGACCGAAAAUGGCCGCUAGACACCAUGGAUAAGACCUUCAACUACCCUUCUGCGCCACACGAGAGCCCUUUCGGUUGGGGCGAACAUAACAUGCAAGGUGGUAGUUUCUACUACAACGCAGGCUUUAGUGGUGCUCUCUGGCGACGAUGGUUAGGAGCCAAGGAGAACGGCGAGGGUGGCAAGAAGACCGAGCAGUCAAAAUCAGACCGCAUGUGCCUCAGAGGAAUGUUAUUCCAUCCUAUCAAGUCCGAAAGUGUCGAGUAA
This is a messenger RNA of Annulohypoxylon maeteangense, 2133 nucleotides long. RefSeq lists its product as uncharacterized. The record is from RefSeq and is a predicted model, not a curated record. The transcript is spliced from 2 exons. Bases 1 to 2133 code for a protein of 710 amino acids. NCBI's taxonomy places the organism in Eukaryota, Fungi, Ascomycota, Sordariomycetes, Xylariales, Hypoxylaceae.